Messenger RNA from Triplophysa rosa, 6938 nucleotides. RefSeq names its product forkhead box O6 b (gene foxo6b). Gene Ontology annotation, biological process: regulation of transcription by RNA polymerase II. The transcript is spliced from 2 exons. The record is from RefSeq and is a predicted model, not a curated record. Gene Ontology annotation, cellular component: nucleus. Bases 1947 to 4091 code for a protein of 714 amino acids. Gene Ontology annotation, molecular function: RNA polymerase II cis-regulatory region sequence-specific DNA binding; DNA-binding transcription factor activity, RNA polymerase II-specific. Lineage: Eukaryota; Metazoa; Chordata; Actinopteri; Cypriniformes; Nemacheilidae.
AGUCAUGCCGCAUUCCUGUUACAACUUCAUCGCGGUGCACAAAAAUCUCCUUUCCAAAACCGCAAGCCCAUGUGUUGUGAAUUAAACCUCUGUUUGUUCUCAUUUACAACAUUUCUCUGCCUUAUCCCUACAGCUUCCUCCGCGUGUCCCCUGUAUCACUUUUCUACGUUUUGUGUUGUAAAAGCGGCAUUUAAUCACGAUAAAAGCAUUCCACUACAGAGCAUCGGAGGAUUAGGUUGCCAUUGACGACAAGCUGUCAAUGGUCCACCUUACGUCACCUUUGCGGGAUUUUCCACCCGAAAAGGGGGUUAUGGCUUUUAUACACGCGGACGGCUCCCGCCCACCUAUGCCAGGCGACGGCCAAUGAAAGCGGAGAAGCGUCGGAUGGCGGGCGGUGAUUGGAGGAGGCCGCCCGUGAGCCCCACCCGCCCGUCGGAUUAAAGGGAAGGUGAUACGCGGCGCGCUUUGGCUCGCGGCGUGGGCGGAAUCCCCUCGGUCAAUUUAUCAGCGAGUCACACGCGGGCUGUACACUGAAUGUCACAUUCACUCGCGUCCCGCCCACCGCACUUGUUCACAGACAAGAGAACAGGGUACGGGUGACACGAAGCGCUUGCCAAUAGCCAUAAUUUCCAAAAGAUCCCCCUCUCUCCAAAAGCGCAUUUGGCAGAGUUUUUUUUUGGCGCUGCAGCGUCUCUCGUGGAUAAUAUGAUGUUGGGGUGGAGAUUAUCUCCUGACAUCCAUCUGUGAAUAGUUCCUCUGUAGUGUUUUAUCACGGGAACUCGCAUCAUGUGGGCAGCAUUAAGCCGCGUAAAAGCGCACGCACGCGGCCAAUGCAGGUCGCGCAGAUCGCAGUGUGAAUGAAGGGAUUUUACGCACUCCGGUCACAUCCCUCAGCCUGUCAGUGCAACAGGUUGCAUAGCGUUUCACAGCACAUUGCGAAGUAUAGACAAACGAUACAGUAUAAUGGGGACUGUAAUGUCACAUUAAGACGAAGCACGCACAUUUUUAUUCCAUGCCAUUUUUCCAGAGUAUUUCAAUGUAUUGUCGUUAUCAAAGAGGUAGCUAGAUGUUUCUAAAUGAGAACGUUCAUCAGGAGGAUGUGUGGUAGGAGAUGCGCGUCCCCCCGGAUAAACCUGUUCUGGAGGGAGUGACUCGAUUCGAGCGCCAUCCAAUUAUCUGAUAGCUGCAUUUAUCCGCCGCUACAGAGCUGUCUAGUCAUCCGCAAACAGGCGUGAACCGACGUUACAGGAAUGCUCGUCUGAAUAUUUCAUCUAACCAAGAGGGAAGAGAAAUUUCGGUUCGGGGAAGCGGCGUCUUUUUUUACUAUCGGGAAAAGACGCUCUGCGGUCUCCGUUUACGCGCCGCGUCUACUAUCAGUAAGAGCGGCUGAGCUCGCGUGAGAAACCGGUCUCAAAUCUGCAGGAAAACAAGAGCGGGAGAUCUACAGACACACGGAAACUGUGGCCAGACUCCAGAGGAAGUCAAUUGAUUUCGCCCUCCUUGAUGAGAUUUGCAGGCUUUGCCCGGCGCUUCUGUCAGAGCGCUCAACAGUUGGUGCGAGUGCGCGAUUAGAGGGACUUUGCAUGCGAAAGACUGAGAUUUGGCACAGCGGCUUCAGCGAUGGGUGUGUGAUUUCAGCACCUCAGCCCUAUGGACACCCGCUCGCGUGUGAAUUGUUUGGUAAUAUGGAAGACAGACUGUUGCACGUCGUGAUGCAUCGGAUGCAUUUGCGCGUUUAGUGUUUUAUAGCAGAUACAAUGACCAGUCUAUUCGCGGCUCUCGGCGCUUCUGCUUUUAUUCGCGUAUUGCAUUUGGCGUAAAAGAGCACGGACACAGAUUGCUUACAGUCCAGUCCAGUCCAGUCCAUCCAUCCAUCCUCUUUGGAUAUAAGGGCGCUUUUUUGUGUGCUUUUUUCCUCUUGACCUUGCCUGAAGCUCAAAAGCAGCAUGUUAAUGAUGGAGAGCGGUGGAUUAGACGCGCAUCAGGUUGAACUGGAAACCGACUACGAACCACACUGCCGCCCGAGGUCGUGCACCUGGCCACUGCCGUGUCCGGAGGAGGAGAACCGAGCGCUGCCCGUAGCGACCGUCAAAGUGGAGACGCGCAACGUGCCGGCGUGUCUGAGCGGAGGGGCGCCGACGGAGUUCAAGCAUCCAGCCGGCGCCCCUGCCCCUAUCGCGGCCGCCCCCGCUUGCAUGUCCGGCGCGGCGCUGGAUGUGGCUGGGCAGCUGCGCAAAUCCAAGUCGUCGAGACGGAACGCGUGGGGGAACCAGUCGUACGCGGAUCUGAUCACGCGUGCCAUUGAGAGCACCCCAGAAAAAAGGUUGACUUUAUCUCAGAUCUAUGACUGGAUGGUGCGUUUCGUACCCUAUUUCAAGGAUAAAGGAGACAGCAAUAGCUCAGCCGGCUGGAAGAACUCUAUCAGACACAACCUCUCCUUACACACCCGCUUCAUCCGUGUGCAAAAUGAGGGAACCGGAAAAAGUUCCUGGUGGAUGCUAAACCCAGAGGGCGGAAAGAUGGGCAAAGGUCCCCGCCGGAGAGCUGUUUCUAUGGACAAUGGCACCAAGUACCUGAAGAGCCGAGGCCGGGUCAGUCGAAAAAGAGCUGCAGGAAUGGGCAGAGAGCUUGGAGGGCCUGGAUUACAGGGCUCACCAGAACACGGAAGCCCAGCUGGUAAGGGAGCAAUUGGAGUUGGAGGCGAAGAGUUUGAUGCUUGGUCAGACCUCCACUCCAGAACUAGCUCUUCUGCGUCAACGCUAAGUGGAUGCCUCUCACCUAUUCUGGCUGAGGCAGAGCCAGACGAACCAGAAGAAGGAGGGCUGUCCUGCUCAGCCUCCCCACGACUCUACCCUAGCCCCACCAGCACUAGAUCCCCAGCCCUGGGAACAGGGGGACACUGUCCAUCCGUCGAGCUGCCGCACCUAGCCGAUCUAACAGGAGCCAUCAGCUUGGAAGAAGGUUACUCCCAGCCUCUGCCCCUCAAGCGCAAUGGCUACCACUACGGCACUGGGACCAAGGGAGAGAGCUCCUACUGUGGAACGGUCUAUGGCCAACCGUCUAUGGGCAUGCUUAGGCAUCAUACGCCUAUGCAGACCAUCCAGGAAAACAAGCCAACCAGCUUCCAGCGUGCUCUUAGAGCAUACUCCGAGAACAAUGCCCUUGAAAGUCUGCUCGCUGGUGGGCCACAAUACUGUGCUAAGGACAUGGUCGUGGGGCAAGGAGGAGCGUCCCAUUCGCUUCUGUCACAAUCUAACAGUGCCGUGCACUCUCAUGUCCACAAUCAGAGUCACAAUCACAGCCAGAACCACAAUCAUAACCGUGAGCAUGGCCUCAGUCACAAUCCCAGUCAAAGUCUUCACAACGGCCACGGAGUAUCGCAUGAGCAAAACCCAAGCCAUCAUCACAAUCCCAGUCAAGCUCACAGUAAGCAUCAUCCGGGUCUCGACUACAAUCACGGUCACAAACAUCACCGUGGCCACGACUACGUUCAAUCUCACGAGCACAAACUCAAUGUUAGUCCCAAUCACAUGCACAAUCACAUGCAACACAACAACUCCAGACAAGCAGACCUUUCCCCCAGGGUCAACCAAGACAUGUUACAACCCUACAAUCACAAAUCACAGAGCCUUUAUGGCCCACGCGCUCACCUCCCUUCCACUGCCCUGCCUCCAAACCCCGCCAGCGUCUUGGACGUUCCCCAGGACCCCUGCCGUCUGGCCUCAGCACCUCGCCAUCAGUCCUACCCAGGCUCCCUCCUGCACCAGGGUAUGACGGACCUCUGGCACGGGUACUACCACCACCCAACCCAGAAUGCUAAUUACCAUGGCAACCACCACGCAAGCCAUCACCAGGAUCCUCACGACCGGUUGCAGGCCGAGCUGGAGAUGGAAGUGCAUCAGAGCAGUCUGGAUUGUGACGUAGAAUCCAUCCUCCUGAAUGACUUCAUGGACUCGACAGAGGGAAUAGAUUUUAACUUUGAUGGCACGCUGUCGCAGGGGGUUGGCAUGGGUUUAGGGAUGGGAAUGGGAAUGGGGGCAUUUGCAGGAUCUCAACAAUCACAUAACAGCCAGAGCUGGGUUCCCGGGUGAAGGGGGGGGCUGAAAUGAACAAUUUGACCGAGAUUCCCUUUUGCUGAUGUCAGAUUCUGGAUUGUUAUCCCCUUAAAAUCCCCUCCCUUCUCCCUCUGACUGUGUUUUCCCGCUGUGGAAUAAUGUCAUAGCGCCCUAAGAGUCCUUUUUGUGGUUCACGUCCUUCAGUUUGUGGUCGAUUCAUCAACUCCAUCUCUUUCUGGGCAAACGCUCAGAAGCACUUUACAUCUGUCGCCAUCCAUUCCGAUGCUGUAACGACCACCCCGCGACCUGGGAGGAAUCGCAUUGUCCGCUGGCCCGGGUUUAAUGUAUGCAAACGACUUUGUUAUCCUUCCUGAACAAAAAAAAAGUAAAUAAAUAAUUAAGCGUUGGUGUUGUUUUGCUAAACAUGAGUACAGGAUUGAGCAGUCGCUAUAGCUGUCUGAGUGUCCGUGCCGUCAUUCGUGUAUUCGUCAGUGUGUGCGGGCGCGUGGUGAGCGUGCGAGUGUGGAGCUGCUUUUCUUUGCUAAAUGUAUGCGCCUCCUCUCAAGGAGGUCUAUUGGAUGUCCCUUUAUUGUGGGCCAGGACAGUCAUCCAUCAGACACACUCUAUUGAUAUUCAGCAUAUCCUUUUUAAUCUCCAAAGUAAUGCACCAGCUAUGCAUCACUGUUGCAAAUAGAAUGUGAUGCUGGGAGUACGCAGCACUGUUUUUCCCCCGGACACACAACGGCUUAAUGUGUUUUGGCGAAAGUGAUGAUUAAAGUCACUCUGCAGUAAGUGGGGAAGCUGGGGGAGGCAGAGAUGGAGAGAUAAGAGGGGGGGAAAGGAGAAAUGCAAAUAUUCUCACUGUGCCCCUUCCUCUCCAUUCUGCGAAUUUCGAAAGCUUUUGCCCGUAAUGAAAUAAGGAAUGAUCCGACACCACCGCACGUCCUGUGCAUAGCUCUUUCCUGGUUCACCUCGGCCUAACUUCCUGUGUCAGCAGCCAAUGCACUGGCUUCAUUUUGGCUACAUUAUCCUCCUGCCUAUGCUGGUGUUACUUUAGCUAAUCAAUGCCGAUUGAUCAAAUUUGAAGCCUUGUCAGCCCCCAUUAACUGUGCGUUAAUUUAAUACAGAGCUGGAAUUAGGAAAUUUAUCUUUAAUGAGUUUACGUUGCACCAGCUUGACAAAGUAACUAUUCGAUGCUAGUGCUACCUCAAGGUCACAAAGGCAAGGCGUCUCACAUCAGGCUUCAGGUCGCGAACACCAGGUCAGGACAUUUACCGAACGACUGUAUCCCACCAUCUUCCAGUGCGCUACACGCUAGUGAAUUACAUGCUGAUUAAUUCCAUCAGGGUGCUAUUCAGACUUUCCCCUAUCAUAUUGCCUUUAUCCAGUGAUUAUACAGACUCCGGUAAUUAAGUGCAAGCGUGUGUUUGUUCAUUCGGAAUGUAACGCAACACCAAGUAUCCCAGAGGAAAGACUGACUCUGUGAGGUUGAAGAAAACAUAUGGGACGCAUUUACACAUACAGUACGCUGUACUUCCCAAAUGUCUUAUGAUAUUAAAGCCACUAGAUAUACAGAAGGUCAACACAAUUACCGUUUAAAAAAAGUUAAAUGUGUCCAACCGUUAGCACAGAAGCAACAAGAGCAAACUUACCCUGACUCAAAAACGGGCAGCUUUUUUUAAGGACGGCGAGUUUCAAACACGGUCCAAGCACAAUACCACAUACAACAGUGUAAAAUCACCUUUCAUGAGCAAAUUUGAACAUUAUCAGUUUUUCUCUUUAUGGAAACAUAUCAAAUGUUCUUUAUGGAACAUUCUGGAGUUCAGAAGAUUCCAGAUGCUUCAUUGUUCGUUUAGAAUUGGAGGAAUUUGUUCCUUCAGCAUUUCAAGACGUAAACAACGGCAACAGCUUCUUAUUUAUAUAGCGUUCGGUGUUUUGGUUAUUUUGUCGGCUCUUUGUAUCUUUGUACCAUUGUAUCUUGCUUUUGUCUACCACGAUUUAUGUAAAGUGCAAUUUUUGGUAAAAGAUGCUGUCUUUCUCAAAGGCUGAGAUAAUGGAUCCAUGGAGACAACAUGACUUGGAGGCGAGCUUUAUGUUGUGCUUAAAAUUUGAUGAAGCGUACAUGAAUGACACAGAAAUGGGGAAGGUGGUUACAAUGAGUUGAAAAGGACUUGCUUGAAAGAAAAAGCCCUAACAUGUGGAGAUCGAGCGUGUGUGUGUGUGUGUGUGUGUGUGUGAGAGAGAGAGAGAGGGAGUCUUGUCAGAGUAGCUUUCCUCAGCAGAGCUGUUUGAAUCAGGCCAAAUGUCAAGUGGCCCUCCACAGCGUUUCUCACAUGGCCCGAUCAGAUAGCCAUCCCUCUUUCUCGCUGUUUCUCUUUCCUGCCAAGGACAAUGAACCCUGUCUCGAUGCGAUUCUCUUUUUCAUUCUCGUCUUUAUGUUCUUCUUCGAGGUGGCCAGGGAUCUGUUGUGAUCCAGCUGUGAUUUUGAUUGCUGGUCCACGUCUGCUUGUGUGCUCCACCUCAUGUAUGUGUGUGCGUGCGUGUGUGUGUCUGUAGCACAGUGACGUACCUGAUGUAUGAAAAUUCAUUGAAAUUGUGCCCUGGUAUUUACACUGCCUGGCCUAUCAAUAAUAUAAUAUACACAGUUUAUAUUUAUUGGGUAUAAAGGUGGGUUUGUGGGUGACGGUAUGGAGCUCUUGUAUUUCAUUCAUCUAUAUGACAAGAUCAUGAUUCUAUUACCGUUCAUUUCUGUUUCAUGCUGUACAAAAACUCUGUAUUGAGAAAAUUGUAUAAUAUUUUUGACAAGCAAAUAUUUGUUUUAUUUCCUUUUUUAAAUGAUGUAUCUGCUCAUCUUGUGGCCUGUAAAAUAAAACAAAAAAGAAC